UUUGUGCAUGUGUGUGCGUAUUAGUAUAUAAUAUAUCUCUAUAUAUACACAUGUAUGUGUGUUUGCGUGUAUAUAGAUAUAUAUUUUUGUGUCUAUAUCUAAAUGACGCCCCUUUAGAUGAUGGAAUAUAUCAAUAAAAUGCGCAUAGUUAUUAAUAAAGCUUUUACCGUAUGAUUGUUUCGUAUGCAUUCAUUUUAAAUUGAGAGCUAAAAGUUUCAAGAAGUUUCAAAUGAAGUGGUUGCCAAGUAUUCCGUGACGCGUCCAGAUGGAUGUAGAAAGUGGGCGCACACCCAACUCGCGCCACAUAAAAGCAUCAGCAGCCGCCUCUUGCUAAACACAACAUAAACAACACUCUUUGAGAGAACAGAGCAUUUCCGCAAGACGUAGUCUGCUUUAUUAAAGUGAUAAAAGCUAGAGAAAUAUGGAGAACAAAAAUACUAGCACUCAUAAUGAACAGAAACCAGAAUCUCCCAAAGAGGAUUCACUUCUCCCCAUCGCUGAGAAGGGACUUUUCUUCCAUGAUUCUUUCUUCGAGGAUAUUCGGAAGCACUUUGAGACAGCCAUCGACCAAAUCCUUGAUACGUGGGAAGAAGCCAGGCCCGUGAGUGAUCUCAUGAGUAGCUACAGACGUGUAAGAGAGCGCAAUUUGCAGCAAGAGAACCAAGUCAUAGCCUUCAGCGAAGACGACCAGAAUCACAAGGUUGUGCUGGAUGUUCAUGACUUCAAGAGUGGAGACGUUAAAGUUAGAGUGGAAGACAAUGAGGUGGUAGUGGAAGGUAGAGUGGAAAAGGAAGAGGACGAAUUCAAGUCCAUGAAAAGCUUCUGUCGACGCUUCAACGUCCCAGGCAAAGUGGAUAUGGAGGGUGUGACUUCUGCAAUGUCUUCCGAUGGCGUCUUGACUAUCACGGCUCCGAAGAUUCCACAGGCAGCAUAGAAAAAUAUUUAAUGAGCUAAAAUUAUGAUAUAAGUUAAAAUAUAAUGUAUGUCUAUAUAUUGUUGAUUUGCAGACUAUAGAA
Molecule: messenger RNA, 1016 nt
Organism: Penaeus chinensis
Lineage: Eukaryota; Metazoa; Arthropoda; Malacostraca; Decapoda; Penaeidae
Product: protein lethal(2)essential for life-like
Exons: 2
Coding region: 422-934 (170 amino acids)
Source: RefSeq, a predicted model, not a curated record